AUGAUAUCUGCUCUUUAUAUAUUGCAUAUACCGCAGAAUCAAUCUGGAAAUGGUGUACAUCAAUUACUUUUACAUAGAAGAUAUCAUGAAAACAUCCCCCGAGAUUCAACCAUAUUGGGAAAUUUAGAUAAAUUAUUUAAUCAAUUACAAAAGGAAGAGAAAGUACCAAUUUUGAAUAUCAGAGGUAUAUCAUAUGUAUAUAUACGAUGUGAUAAUGAUAUUGUAUUAUUAGCAGUCACACCUAAGAAUUUGAAUGUGAUGCUGGUUAUUGUAUUCUUACGAGACUUUUAUAAUAUUCUAAUUCAUUAUCUUUGUGAAAACCAUAAAUUAGAUAAAGAUAUAAUUAUCGACAAUCUUACAUUGAUAUUCGAGUUACUUGAUGAAUGUUUAGACUUUGGAUUACUACAAAUGACAGAUUAUAAAUUAUUACAAGAGUAUAUAAAGGUGGAACCAAAUUUACCUAGUAUUGCCAAUGACGAAAAUGGAAUGGAUGAUGAUAACGAAUUUCCUUCAGGAUCUUCAUCAGAUGCCGAGUAUUCUGAUGAAAAACGUAAGCGAUCACAAAAGACGAACCGCCUGUUAAAUAAAGAGAUUAAGUCGUCUCAUAAUCAAUCCAUCAAAAUUGAUGUUGGCGAAGAAAGUAGCUAUGUAAACACUGCCAUCCUAAGAACAUACUCACUGGCAAUCAAUUGGAGACCGAAGGGAAUAUUUUAUGCAAAAAAUGAAAUAUAUAUUGAUAUACUAGAAGACUGUGAGUUUAUGUAUGAUUUAUCUACUGGAACAAUCAAACACAAUGAAAUAUACGGAACGUGCGUUGUCACAUCUUAUUUGUCAGGAAUGCCAGUAUGUCGAGUUGGAUUCAAUGAGAAGUAUAUGACGAGUAUUGAGCACGGUAACAUAGAGGAGGUAUCUUUGGAGCCAAAGCAACUGCAAAUAGAAAAGGAAGAAGAAGAAGAAAUACCUAUUAAUCAACUUCAAAAGGACCAAGGUGAGGAUGAAGAUGACGAGGACGAUGAGGAUGAUAACGUGCAAGGUCAAGUCGAGGACGAAGAAGUACAGCCUAUUAAUGGUAUAAGCUCCAAGCAAAAGAAACGACAUAGAAUCCCAAUCAGGAAUAUACAGUUUCAUCAAUGCAUAGAACUUUCUAAAAUAUACAAGGAGAAUAUUGUAACAUUUAUCCCACCAGACGACAAGUUUAUCUUAAUGACUUAUCAUGUCGAACAGCAGAAACAGAAAAAGAAGUUGCCUUUGAUUAUGGUAAAGCCAGUCUUUCGAAUCGUUGGCAAUCGAUUACAGAUUAUGUGUACAAUCGACACAAAUUUCAGCAAGAGGCGACAUUGUAGAGACUUAAUUAUUAAGAUUCCUAUCAAUCCCAACUAUUUCCAUCUCGAAUAUGAUAUGAAUAACUUGAAGUAUAAAGCAGAAAUCGGAGAAGUUUCAUUUAAAAUUGAUUCUUGCCAAAUUGUUUGGAGAAUUGAUAGUACUCAUGGGAAGCAAACGCAUCGUAUGAUGGCUGAAGUAUCGUUACUCGAAACUGUAUCUCUUGAAGCAAUAGAAAAUUAUCUCGUAAAGAGAAUCCAAUCAUUAUCAAUGGACGAGGAUGAGAACCAUGAAACUGAAAAUGGAGCGAGAGAAUUAGAUGAAUUUUAUGGAGUUAAUCGUAGAUCCAAGAUAUCGCCCAAGUCAGCAUCUCGCCAAAAAUUCCAAGCUAUUUACAAAAACAACCAUAUUGAUGAUAAUAUUCAUGUCACUUUUAAAAUUCCAAUGAUGACAUAUUCGGGAUUAAAAUUGAGUUAUUUAAGUGUGGAAGAGGAGCAGUUGAAAUAUUCGUGUUUCCCGUGGGUUAGAUAUUUAACAAAAUCAAAUGAUCCUAAUGAUGUUAGUCUUGGAACCCAAGAUAAAAGAUUUAAUGGGAAGCAUUGCAAUUAUCGAUUUAAAUUAGGCAUCGAUUGUUUCAUAGUUGUGUAG
Molecule: messenger RNA, 1968 nt
Organism: Hemisphaericaspora subhashii
Lineage: Eukaryota; Fungi; Ascomycota; Pichiomycetes; Serinales; Debaryomycetaceae
Exons: 1
Coding region: 1-1968 (655 amino acids)
Biological process (GO): clathrin-dependent endocytosis
Cellular component (GO): AP-2 adaptor complex; cytoplasmic vesicle
Molecular function (GO): clathrin-cargo adaptor activity
Source: RefSeq, a predicted model, not a curated record